Molecule: messenger RNA, 1332 nt
Organism: Cucurbita moschata (crookneck pumpkin)
Lineage: Eukaryota; Viridiplantae; Streptophyta; Magnoliopsida; Cucurbitales; Cucurbitaceae
Product: protein CHAPERONE-LIKE PROTEIN OF POR1, chloroplastic-like
Exons: 5
Coding region: 244-1083 (279 amino acids)
Cellular component (GO): chloroplast membrane
Source: RefSeq, a predicted model, not a curated record
GGUAAAAAAAAUCGGGUUCUCGUUUUACUGGAAGCAGGGUUCACUGGUCCAGUAGCGCUCUCCAUAAGCUCUAGGUUAGCGUCUUCCCUAUCCUUUACCACGACGUUUGAGAUCGACCCUACUGAAGAUUUUGCUUAUCGGACCGCCGUGUACUCUCUAUUUCACCAAUGAGCUGCUGAUUCUGUGGCUUGGAGAAUAUAAACAUAUAGUGGUAUUGUGGGGCACUAAGAACAGAGAUUUCAUAUGAUGAUUUUGUCGGGAUUGAGUGGGAAACCCUCGAAAUGUUGUCUUCUGAGACCUAGUCCCAGGAUUCCACGUGAGCUGGUUUCAUCUUUUCCCAAUGGGAACUUUAGAGAAAAUAUUGAUUUGCAAUAUCUCAAAAGAAGUUGCUGGACGGGUCCUGCUCUUAGAGGCAAAACUCUCCAGAUUCGACACACUACUAAGUGUGCAUUUGAUGCUUCCGGAGAUUUUGCAAAUGAGUCUGCCGCUAUAUUCCCUCGAAUACAUGUAAGGGAUCCAUACAAACGGCUUGGCAUAAGUAAGGAAGCAUCUGAAGAUGAAAUUCAAGCUGCCAGAAACUUCCUUAUUCAUAGAUACGCAGGGCACAAAGAAAGUGUCGAUGCCAUUGAAUCAGCUCAUGAUAAAAUUAUUAUGCAAAAAUUUUAUGACAGAAAGAACCCAAAAAUUGAUAUCAAGAAAAAGGUCAGGGAAGUGAAUCAGUCUCGGGUUGUGCAGGCUAUAAGGAAUAGGUUCCAAACACCAUCUACAAAGUUCAUAAUCAAGUCAUCCAUUGCCUUUUUAGUUCUUGGAGUUCUCACCAUUCUUUUUCCAACCGAGGAAGGCCCAACCCUUCAGGUUGCUAUAUCACUCAUAGCUACUUUCUAUUUCAUACAUGAUCGACUGAAGAGCAAACUCCGAGCUUUCCUUUAUGGGGCUGGAGCUUUCAUAUUCUCAUGGCUGUUGGGAACCUUUUUGAUGGUAUCUGUGAUCCCUCCUGUAAUAAAAGGUUUGAGAGGCUUUGAAGUCACUACUUCAUUGAUAACCUAUAUCUUACUCUGGGUUUCAUCUACAUAUUUAAAGUAGCAAAGCAAAUGUUUUCUUCUAUUGUGAGAUUCAAAUUUUGCUGCGGAUGAGGUUCUGAUUCACAGUGUUCUGCUUCCCUGCCCCUUCGGUUGAUUAAUGGAGAGGAUAUGUUGAGAUUGAAGGGUUCUUUGUUUUAGAGUUGAAAAGGAUGUAAACUAUUACAGAUGGAAACUGUAGGUUAGUUGUUUGUUAUUAUCUGUAUUUCAUCUUUUGUUGCAAUGAUAAUCUUUCUUGUGCAGUUUUUUGAAA